AUGGUUGUUACAAGGUUUCUUUCAUUAACAAUAACAGAAAUUGAACCACCUUACUCCAGGUUUGGAGCGUUAGUCAAGUGCCAUAUUACAAAAACAGAAAAGAAGGGCAAUUUUGUCUUUCCACGAUCCCACCAAAGUACUUUUGAUCUGUGUAUUUUUGAAGGCUUCUGUUUUCCCUCCGGCGUUACUCUCAUUCCCUGUCAUUGUGUGAGUUUGGUCUCUACUCUCGACUCUCUGAAAGCUGUACAAGUUUUCAACUUCCCAAUUCCAACAUUCGGAGAUUCAAAAUCUGUGUUAAACAAGUUUUUCCUUAUUAUUACUGUUAAGAGCAUGGAUCAGAGUGAAUGUGAUGGAUGUAAACAAAAUGAGUUGGACUGUGAGCAUGAAAAGGUUCUUCAUGGAGUUGAGAAAACAACUGUGCUUCAUGCUUCCCCUCAAACAACUGGAAUUGUUGGAAAACAGAAUUUGGAAACUAAGUUUGCAUCUCAGACUCCAAUGAAAACCAAUCAGCCUUUGAAUACCAAAUCUAAAGAGGGAGAAGCUGAAAUUCUACGAAGACACAAGACCAUGGUAGAACUCUUCGAUGGCAUGAGUUGUUCACUAAGAUUGCUUGGUCUGCGUAAAAAGUCACCUACUUUUCAAAAUAUUCGUGCUCAGGUUGAAAUGUUGACUAGAAGGAAGUUCUCCUUUGGGCAUCUUGCACAGCUAAAAUAUUUACUUUGUGAAGCCGUGCAAAUCGAUAAAAUUCUUGUGUAUGACAAGAAAACUCUAUUUAUGAAGCCAGAUAUGAGAAUUACGUUGCUAUUUAAUGUGGUAGAGGGUCACCAUGAACUAUCUGAUUAUAUUGCUCUGCACCAACUAUUUGCUUCUAGACUUAUUAAUUACUUUACUGCACAUCCUGAGGCUUGUGACAUUCCAGAGGCUAUGUUGCCAGAUCCAUUUGAGCAAAGCAAAGAGACUGCUUCUGGGGGCAAGAUCAGUAACAUUCCAGAGGUAAUAUUUCCAAAGCCUCUUAGCCAAAUUGGUGAAACUGCUGCUCCAGAGAAAUUGCUUGCAAAUUCUUCAACAGAAGACCUACAGAUUGCCAUUGAGAAUGAACUGCUGUCAAAAUCAUCCCAUAUGCAUACAUCUUUCAUCAGGCACUUCUCUGAGAAGGUUGUUAACGACAAAGAGAAGACCCAACUAUUAGCUUCUGCAGUUCCUUUGUCAUAUGUGGCACCUUAUAAUUUGAAGAAUCAAGAUACUGAAAUUGUGAAAACUAGAGAAUUUCCUGAUCUGAGUUCCAAAUUUGAUAGUGGGACCAAUCUGGACACCAAAUAUGAGAAAUUAAAAGAGUCUCCUGGCACAAAUUCCAAAUAUACCUCCAUACAACCUAUGCAUAUUCAAGCAAGCAAUCCUCAAUUCUGUGUUAAUGGCAAUGCUUGUGCAAGCCCCCUCUGCAAGCUUGCCUCAUCUGCUGAUAAUUUAAUGGUGGAAACGCCUGCACAGUCAACUCCAAAGAGGGUAACGCCAAAUAGUGAUGAUAACCAUAAGGGCAUAGCCAGCAAAAAGCAGACAUCAUCUUGUAAGGCUGCAAAGAGGUCCUUAGACUUUUCAUUCUUUGAAGGUGAUGAGUCAGAGUACUGUGAAGUUUUACCAGAAAACGUCUCUCAGAUUCUGAAUGUUUCUUCUGCAAAACUUCAAGAGGAAGAGGAGGGACUAGGAUGUGCUGCUGAGGAACAUGAAAUGAAUCAACCAGAUUUAUUGCAUCAGCAGAAUUCUAUUUACUUGCCUGGCCUGGUUUCUUUGAUUCAUCACAUAUUCCAGUCUGUGAACUAUUGUCCAAUCACAAAGGAGGAACUUGUGCAUAAAAUUAUCAUGAACAGUUUUGAUUUUGAUGAAAGAAAGCAAGUCGAAGAGCAGAUUGAGAUUCUUGAAAAGCUGGUUCCAGAUUGGAUUUGUACGAAGCUUGCACCUACAGGAGAUGUUUUGUACAGCAUCAAGAAAUUGUCAGACUUGAACUCUGUUGAGUCUAGGGCUGUCAUCCCAUAACAACUCUUAAAGGGGUAUAAUUGAUUAUGCUUGCAGAUAUCUGAUUAGAAGAUGAUGGAUUUUAGAAACUGUUUUCCUUUGUAAUGCAAGGCUAAUGUCACAGACAUUUGUAUUUUGUAUGAUGUGUUUAUUUAACAAAAAUUUUAAAAAUUAAGAAAUUUGUUAAAAACAAUUUAAAACGUAUUAAUCAUUA
This is a messenger RNA of Hevea brasiliensis (rubber tree), 2224 nucleotides long. RefSeq names its product CDT1-like protein a, chloroplastic. Gene Ontology annotation, molecular function: DNA binding; DNA polymerase binding. The transcript is spliced from 10 exons. Gene Ontology annotation, biological process: DNA replication checkpoint signaling; mitotic cell cycle; DNA replication preinitiation complex assembly. Lineage: Eukaryota; Viridiplantae; Streptophyta; Magnoliopsida; Malpighiales; Euphorbiaceae. The coding region runs from base 1 to 2031 and encodes 676 amino acids. Gene Ontology annotation, cellular component: nucleus. The record is from RefSeq and is a predicted model, not a curated record.